Molecule: messenger RNA, 938 nt
Organism: Bactrocera dorsalis (oriental fruit fly)
Lineage: Eukaryota; Metazoa; Arthropoda; Insecta; Diptera; Tephritidae
Exons: 1
Coding region: 163-801 (212 amino acids)
Source: RefSeq, a predicted model, not a curated record
ACCAAAUCGAAACCUCGAAUAACAUUAUUGACACAAAGACUUAACAUAAAUGUCUGAUAAAAAAUGACAUCCUAUUCAUGCCACAUAUCGUGGCACAAAAGUCCAUAUUAUUGUAAAUUUCACAAUACAUUUCUAAUAUCAUAAUUUCUCUCACAGAGUAAUAUGGACGUGGAUAUGGCAUCAUCGUCAACGCCAACCAUGCGUUCGGCAAUUUCCGCCCCUCGCGCUGAAGCUGCCCCAAUAGCAGCACCCCGGACCAACACUGCACCGGCAGCGCCUCGAACAACAACAGGCUCCACCGCGACAACGGCUUCGCGUCAAAGCACGCCAGCAUUACCAGUGGAUUUGCAACUAAUUCGUUGUCCAUUAUGCCGCCGCCCUCAUCGGCUAUCGCACUGCGGUAUAUUCAAAGGCAUGCCGCCGAUGCAACGCCAGCAGGUGGCACAGGCGCACGGGUAUUGCCUGAAUUGUCUGGCAACUUCCCACGCAACUCAGGAGUGCCCAUCACCUAAUCGUUGCCAAAUCUGUGUGCGGGCUCAUCAUACGAUGCUGCACCGCACUACCAGACGCGACUCCGGGCGCCCACCGGCUUCUCGCACCAGUGGUGGCGUCAGGCGUUCCCAAAGGACUCCUGUGACGGCAUACCGCCGCCGCGGACCCUCUGCAGCGGAGUCCCGUCCUUGGCGCCAUAACCGGGCAACAUCAACACGACGCCAUCGGCUUGGGCCGCGGUCCCGCCGGUCAACAGGUCUCAGCCGCGUUGUAGCGGCGCUGCAGCGGCUGCAGCGGCUUCUAGGCUAAAUACUCGCCUAGGGGGGCCGGGAUGGCUAAAUGAGUAGCGACGUCGCAUCACAUCUGCAUCAAUUCAUCACACCGAAUCGACUAAUCACCUCAUCACGCGAGCGAACACCACACAGUAACACACAUACACGCACAUG